This is a messenger RNA of Histoplasma mississippiense, 2508 nucleotides long. RefSeq lists its product with no specific name. Gene Ontology annotation, cellular component: fungal-type vacuole membrane. Lineage: Eukaryota; Fungi; Ascomycota; Eurotiomycetes; Onygenales; Ajellomycetaceae. The transcript is spliced from 5 exons. Bases 1 to 2508 code for a protein of 835 amino acids. The record is from RefSeq and is a predicted model, not a curated record.
AUGGCUGGGGACUCGGCAGACGAAUGUGCUCCUCUGCUCCGUGGGAAUACGGGGGACCCUGAUGCACAUCCCUCUGGGGCGUGCUCUAUUUGUUCGAAGGGGAAGCCCAAAGUCUCGUCAUAUGAAAAUCCGUCGGAAUCCACACCCCUUCUCGCUGAUGGAGCAAGUCAAGAAAUCCGAUAUUUGGGGGAUGUUGGCUGUCCACCAUCGUCCUCCCAUGAGUCAUCUUCAGUCCGGUCGUCCACAAAACAGGGAAAGAGAUGGAUCACCCCACCUUCAUCUGUCGCACUGCUAGGCCUUGUGCUGACGAUAAUAGCAGUUCUUGGGCUAGGCUUUGCGAGCCCAACUAUUAUCAAACAAUAUACUGAGAGCGCCUCAGUUUUUAAGGCGACUGAUGUGUCCGUCAAUUCGUUUACACCGGAUGGAGUGCAGGCCAGAGUUCAGGGCUCCUUUGUUCUCGAUGCGUCACGGGUGCCAACGAAAUUUGUACGUGAUCUUGGGCGCUUUGGAACGUGGUUAGCAAGAGAGAUCAAAAGCGACGCGACUGAAGUCCAAGUUUAUCUUCCGGAAUACGGCAACAUCUUGCUGGCAACUGCGACCAUACCACCGCUGAGAGUCAGUAUCCGUGAUGGGUACACAAAUAAGAUCGAUUUUAUAACGGACUUGAGACCUGGGGAUAUGGCUGGAGUUCGAGCUGUGGCGAACGACUGGCUCCAAGGCCGCCUUGGCCAGCUGCGCGUUAAAGGAGUUGCUACAUUCAACAUCACGAAGUUGGACUUUCAUGAAGUCGCGACACCAGGACAUCAAAAAGCCAUGGAGGUGGACGUUUCAGUGCUUGUCGUCAAUCGGUAUCCGGUCAGGCUCACUAUGCCACCGAUGGGCUUCAAAAUUUCUCUACCAAACUGUUCUCCUAGCGACGCCUAUAUUCUAGUAGCUAAUGCUACAACGGACCUAGUUCAAAUCGUCCCUAAUAAGCCCGUGAAUAUCUCUGCUAAAGGUCUCAUUGGUCAACUUUCCAAUGCCUUGACGACUGUUUGUCCUGGUACCAACUUUUCACCUUUAGAUAUUCUAGUUGAAAAUUAUAUCAGUGGGCAAGAAUCGAAAAUUUACAUUGGCGGAGGAAAAUCUCCUUCAUCUAAUUUGCCAAGUUGGAUAGAAGGCUUUCUGAGAAACGUUACUGUUCCUGUACCUUUUGCAGGCCGUGCGCUUGGUCAUUUAGUUCGAAACUUUUCAAUGACCAACGUUCAUUUCUCCCUACCAGACUCGCUCGCUAAACCUAAUACACCUGAAGCACAGCCUAUGGUUUCCGCGUUGGUCAAAGCAGUAAUCGGUCUUCCCAGAGGGAUGAACUUUUCGUUAGAUGUCUCUCACGUUCGGUCCACCGCAUAUAUUUACUAUGAAGGAAAAGAGCUUGGUUUCAUAAAUAUAAAGAAGUGGCAAAAUUUUACCGCAACUCGAAUCGAGGACGGGCAGCCUCCGUCUGCAGCGUUACUACUCCAGUUUGAUGUCAAGAAGGCGCCAUUGCAAGUCACCGAUGAGAGCACUUUUUUGAGCGUCGUCCAGGCUUUACUACUCGAGCGCAAACCUGUUCGUUUACAUGUAAAAGCAAAGGUGGAUGCAGAAACAGACACUGCUAUUGGGAAAUUCAUAAUCCGAGAGAUUCCAGCCAGUAGUAACAUUACUGUGAAGCCGCCCAUGAGCGGAGGAUUUUCGGACUUCAAGGCUACUGUGGAGACCAUAGAAGUAGUAGAAACUACAGAGUCAUCUAUUCUUCUUGGAUCAAAAUUGAAAUUCACAAAUCCAACUGAGUAUUCAGCGGACAUCCCUUUCAUAAAUUUGCGAGUUGCGCACAACGGAACCAACGUUGGCCACGUGACUGCUCGAAACCUUUCGAUAUCACCAGGAUUGAAUUCCGGCAUUGAAAUAUUUGCUCUCUGGGAUCCAUUGCAGUUUGGUGGGAAGGAUGGAAUUGCUGCUGGCCAAGACCUGAUUUCUCGUUUUGUUUCAGGGUUCAAUACUUCCAUCGCCCUUAAGCCGCAUCGAGACAUGAUUCCCGUUCUCCCUAACUUAGGGACGGCAUUAUCGUCUCUGGAGCUGGACAUUCCGGUUCCCAAGCUUGGGGCACCAGAGGAUGAUGGUCAACCACACUUCAUUAAAGAUGCAACGUUGUACUUGUGGUCUUCGACUGCGGCAUUCACCUUGGCUUCACCACUCUCGUCUACGACACUUCUCAUUACCUCCAUUGAUGCAACAGCAUUCUACAAUCAUAGUGAGCCGGUAGGAAAGAUCAAGUAUGACCAUCCAUUUAAGGUACCGCCUGGGACUUCCCAAACACCCCGGCUGCCGGUGGAGCUAGAUCUUGGCGGCGCAGGAUACGAAGCAAUCCGCGAGGCAUUAGGAGGGACAUUAAAAAUGGAUGCCGUCGCUGACGUCGACGUGCAGCUCGGAAACUAUUCGAAUACAGUGUUCUACAAAGGAAAAGGGAUCGGCGCGAAGAUACGGAUAUAG